Messenger RNA from Acinonyx jubatus (cheetah), 5846 nucleotides. It is a transcript of the gene GEN1, whose product is annotated as GEN1 Holliday junction 5' flap endonuclease. The transcript is spliced from 15 exons. Lineage: Eukaryota; Metazoa; Chordata; Mammalia; Carnivora; Felidae. The coding region runs from base 466 to 3294 and encodes 942 amino acids. The record is from RefSeq and is a predicted model, not a curated record. Gene Ontology annotation, molecular function: four-way junction DNA binding; 5'-flap endonuclease activity.
CGAGACUUGGGGGGCCGGGUGAUUUGCCUAAAUGAAAGGGAAGAGAACUCGGAGUACCCCGGCAACAGUUCCAAGCAUGCGUAGAGCCGACCGGCUAAAAGCCAGAAAAGCCUAGAGAGAGACUGGUCGCGGAAAGGGGACGGUUACUUCCCGGAAGAGGCGGGGCCAUUGAGAGAGGGCGCCGAAUUAGAAGUGAUUGUGGCGGCUUCCCGGGUUGGGGUGCUGAGUCCCAGACGUUAGUCUUUGCUUAGCGAAAAAGGUAGAGAACUUUUCCUUUUCUUUUUUUUUCCACUUAAGUUUUUAAAUUUUUUUAUUUUAGAAGAGAAAGUUUGGAAACUUGGAGGCAGCAGUAGUUAGGAUUCAGGCCAAACUAGUAAAUGACGGAGGGGCGUCUUCCAAAACCAAGGAGAAAAGGUUGUCCGGUCUUUUGAAGUGUGUUUCAAAUAACAGCAGAUAAUCACCAUAAUGGGAGUGAAUGACUUGUGGCAAAUUUUGGAGCCUGUUAAACAACACAUCCACUUGCAUAAUCUUGGUGGGAAAACCAUUGCAGUUGAUCUGAGUCUCUGGGUAUGUGAAGCACAGACAGUCAAAAAAAUGAUUGGAACAGUCCUGAAGCCCCACCUCAGGAACUUAUUUUUUCGUAUCUCAUAUUUAACGCUAAUGGAUGUAAAACUGGUGUUCGUUAUGGAAGGGGAACCCCCAAAGCUGAAAGCUGAUGUCAUAAGCAGGAGGAAUCAGACUCGGUAUGGGCCUUCUGGAAAAACAUGGUCUCAGAAAACAGGGAGAUCACAUUUUAAAUCAGUCUUAAAAGAGUGCCUUGAUAUGCUGGAAUGCUUAGGAAUUCCCUGGGUCCAAGCUGCUGGGGAAGCUGAAGCCAUGUGUGCUUAUCUUAAUGCCAGUGGUUAUGUGGACGGCUGCCUCACCAAUGAUGGGGAUGCUUUCCUAUAUGGAGCCCAGACUGUUUAUAGGAAUUUCUCUAUGAAUACCAAGGAUCCACAUGUUGAUUGUUACACAAUGCCAUCUAUCAAGAGUAAACUAGGUUUGGAUAGAGAGGCUCUGGUCGGACUGGCGAUACUACUUGGCUGUGAUUAUCUCCCCAAGGGAGUCCCUGGAGUUGGAAAAGAGCAAGCAUUAAAACUUAUACAGAUUUUGAAAGGGCAAAGUUUACUUCAAAGAUUUACUCAGUGGAAUGAAAAACCUUCUUUCUCUGAUCCACAGCCAGUAGUUAUUAAAAAACUGGCCCAUUGUUCUGUGUGUUCCCAUCCAGGUUCACCUAAGGAUCAUAUACGUAAUGGCUGCAAUCUGUGUAAAACUGAUCGAUAUUGUGAACCACAUGAUUAUGAAUAUUGCUGUCCUUGUGAGUGGCACCGUGCAGAGCAUGAUAGACAACUAAGUGCAGUAGAGAACAGCAUUAAGAAAAAAGCUUGCGGUUGUGAGGGAUUCCCUUUCCAUGAGGUUAUUCAAGAAUUCCUUCUGAACAAGGAUAAGUUGGUGAAGGUUAUCAGGUACCAAAGACCUGAUUUAUUAUUGUUUCAGAGAUUUACUCUUGAAAAAAUGGAGUGGCCCAGUCACUAUGCAUGUGAGAAAUUGUUAGUGCUUUUGACCCACUAUGACAUGAUAGAAAGAAAGCUUGGUAGAAGGAAUUCUAAUCAACUACAGCCAAUUCGAAUUGUUAAAACCCGAAUCAGAAAUGGAAUUCAUUGCUUGGAAAUAGAAUGGGAAAAGCCUGAAUAUUAUGCUAUGGAAGAUAAACAUGGAGAAUUGGUUCUAAAAACAAUAGAAGAAUUAUCGUUGUUUGAAGCAGCUUAUCCCGAGAUUGUUGCUGUUUACCAAAAACAAAACUUAGAAAUAAAAGGGAAGAAACAAAAAAGCUUGAAAAUUAAGCAUAAAGAAAACAAUUGGCCAGAAUCAGAUAAUAAGAAUUUCCAGUCACAGAUGACUUUAAACCCCACAUGUGACAUCUUUUCUAAGCAGAAUUCCAAGUUAAAUUUGGAAAUUACCCCUCAUUGUCCAUUAUCCCAGAAAUCUAUUUCUGCAUCAUUGAAUAGCUUGCUUUUACCUGAAGAUACCCCUUGUUUGAAUACACAAGAACAUUUAAUGUUUUCUCCAGGACCUUUGCCUAUGCAGCAAAUUACAGCUGUCAGUAAGUCUCUAAUUCCAGAAUCUACUCAACCUAGUACCUCAUCCUAUAAUGUAUCGGUGAUUGCUGAUCUACACUUAAGCACCAUUGACUGGGAAGGUACUUCUUUUAGUAAUUCUCCAGCUAUUCCAAGAACCACUUGCUCUCAUGGUUUAAAAUCAGAACUUGAAACAGCCAUCACUGAAAAUUUUAAAAAUAUCCCAGAACAAUCGUCCUUUGCAUCAGAAUGGUGCACCACAGACAUUAAUGAAGUAUUGGAUAGGGAUCUUCAAAAGAUUGAUGAUACUGAAGAACAUCUACUUUCUGGCAUUACUGAUUUACAUCUUCAAGAUUUGCCUUUAAAGGAACGAAUACAUAUAAAAUCAUCGUAUCCUCCGGAUAAUGCACAACCAAAUGUCGACCUGAAGACUUUGUCCCUAGUUACCAUAAAAGAAUCUUGUAUUGCUAACAAUGGUUCUGAUUGUCAAUCACAUCUUUCAAAGGAUCUUCUAGGAAAUCAUUUGCAAAAUGAAUCUAGAAAAUCUAACGUUCUAAAAGGAUACUCUCUAUUUCAAGAAAACUAUAAAAUGAAUACUUCUGUACCUUAUUCUGUCAAUAACCCAGUAAUAGUAAAGACCUCCAGAGGUGGACCAUCAAAUACUGCUUUAGAUUAUAAUAGAAAAGUUGAUGUGCAAAGCACUCAGAAAAGUGUAAUGAAGAAGAGUGUUUGCCUUGACAGACAUUCCUCUGAUGAAGAAAGUGUCCCAGUGUUUGGGAAAGCUAAAUACACAACUCAAAAAAUGAAGCCUCGUUCUCAGAAGCAUUAUCCAGCCCUGUUCAAGAAAGAUGAUGCCAACAAGUUGAAUAAUCCUAAAAUACAUAUUAAAGAAACUGAACAGUGUGCCCAGGCUUACGACACAACUGGAAAGGAAGACUGUUUCCCAGAUGCAGCUAAAGGUUCUCUGGGUUUUCUACAGCAUCCUAAGGACAAAGCUUGUUCCCAAGAGGAUAACUCUGUAAUUGCCUACUCUCUCUCAAUGUCUUCUGUUGUGCUUUUCCUGAGAGUUGUAUUUUCUGUCAAUAUGAAGAUACAUUUAGGGUGCUCUUCCAGUUGUGCUAAUCUUAUUCUUUUCAUGAGGGGCAAAAAUGGAAAAGGAGGAAGAUGCUCAAAAUAAUUAGGAAAAAUCAUGGUUGUAAUGGCUGACUAAACUGAGGAAAGCUACUUCUUACAUAACCCCGGGAGUUCACAGUAUGCCAAAUGGAAAAAGAUCUGCAAGAUAGAAUGUAUGAUGGGAAGAGACUUAGAAAUUUGCUCAGGAUCGCACAACUAAUUAAUAAUGGUGUGGGAACCAGGUUUCUUUCCUCCAAUGUAUUGGCUUUUCUGUUUUCUUUUUUUUCUUUCUGUAGCACUUUAUUUCCUUUAUUUUUAAAAAAUAAAAAUUUGUACAAUAUUAACUUGAAUAACUCUAAAUAUUAAGUUUUACAUAAAUUUAUUUAGCAUUCAAAAACUCUAGAGGUAACCAGGUUGGAAAGCAAAAAGUAAAACUGUUGUUAUUUGCAGAUGACAAGAUUUUGUAUCUACAAAAUUCUAAUGAACCCACUAAAAACUAUUAGAACUAAUAAAUAAAAGAUCAAUAUGCAAACAUCAAUUAUAUUUCUAUAUACCCACAGUGAAUAAUACUAAUGAAAUUAAGUAAAUUCUGUUCACAAUAGCAUCAAAAGGGAUAAAAUACUUUGGAAUUAAUUUAACAAAAGAAGUAUAAAAUUUUUACUCAAAAUUAUAAAAUACUGUUCAAAAAAAAGAGCACCUAAUAAAUGGAAAGACAUCUCAUGUUCUUGGAUCAGACCACUUGAUAUUAAGAUGGCAAUAUUGCCCAAACUAGUUUCCAGAUUCGAUGCAAUCUCCAUCAAUUCCAGCUGAUUUAUUUGCACCAGAGUACAACCUGAUGCUAAAAUCCAUAUGGAAAUUUAAGGGACACAGAAUAGGUGAAACAAUUUUUUAAAAAAAUAAAUGAGAGAACUUGCUCUUCCUGAUUCUGAUUUCAAACUUACUCUAAGGUUUCAGUAAUGAAGAAUGUGCUGUAAUGGCAUAAAGGUAGACCUAUAGAUCAAUGGGAUGGAAUUGAGGGUCCAGACAUACACCCUAACAUUUAUGUUCAAUUGAUUUGCAACCAGAGUACCAACACAGUUCAAUGGGGAAACAGUUUUCUUUGAGAAAUUCUACUGGUACUACUGGAUAUCCAUACGCAAAAGGAUGAGUUUUGAGCACUACCUCAUACCAUAUUAACUCAAAAAUGGAUCAAAGACCUGGUUGCAAACUACAAAACUCUUAGAAGAAAACAUAGACAUAUGUCUUUGUGACUUUGGAUUAGGUAAAGAUUUCUUAGAUCUGGCACCAAAAGCUCAGACAACAAAAGUAAAUACAUCGUACUUGAUUAAAACCAACAAUUUUUGUGUUUCAGAGGAUACCAUCAAAAUGAAGAAACAACCCAUAAAAAGUAGAAAAUAUUUUCAAAUGAUAAAUGUGAUAGAGGACUUGUAACUAGAAACAUGUGUCUCAAUAGCUCUUACGACUCAAAAAAACAAAUGAAUAAAUAUAUCUGAAUAAACACUUCUCUGAAGAUGUACAAAUGGCCAGUAAGCACAUGGAAAAACUCAAAGUCAUUAGUUAUCAGAAAAACAUAAAUCAAAACCACAAUGAGUUACUACAUUACACCUAAUAGGAUGGCCAGAAUCAUGAAGACGGAUAACAACAAGUGUUUGUGACGAUGUGGAGAAACCGGAACCCUCCUAUCCUACUGGUAGGAAUGUAAAAUGGGGCAGCCGUUUUGGAAAAAGUUAGGUGGUUCCUCAAAGGGUUAAACAUAGUUACCAUAUGAUCCAGCAGAACCACUUCCAAAAAUAUACCCAAGAGAAAUGAAGACCUGUGUCCACACAAAAACCUUUACACAAAUGUCCAUAGCAGCAUAAUUCAUAAUAGCCCCAAAGUGGAAACAACCCAAAUGUCCAUCAACUGAUGAAUGGGUAAACAAAAUGUGGUAUAUCAAUACAGUGGAAUAUUGGCAAUAAGAAGAAAAUGAAGUACUGAUACCUGUUACAAUAUGAUAAACCUUGAAAGCAUGCUAAAUGAGAGGCCAGUUGGAAAAGAUGACAUGUAUGAUUCAAUCUAUGUACAAAAUUCCAAAUAGGUAAAUAGGUAUAUCUAUAAUCUGUAGAAACAGAAAGUAGACUGAUGGUUACCAAAGGCUAUGGGGGAUGUGGGAGAGGAGGGAAGGUUGAGGAUGGAGAAGGGAAAAUGAAUGCUAACGGGAUGGUUUUUUGGGGGAAGUGGGUGGAUAAGGAAAAUGUUCUAAAGUUGAUUGCAGUGAUGAUUGCAAAAUUCUGAAUUUACUAAAACCAUUGAAUGGUGUGAUUUAAAUAGAUAUAUUCUGUGGUAUGUGAAUUAUAUCACAUUAAUUAUAUCACAAUAAACAAAAACACAUUAAAAACAAAAAGGAAUUGUACAGCAUUAUGCCUGUCCAAACUCUUUAAUAUCUAAAAUGUUUAUACUCUAACCUCCCCAUUUAUACACUGGCAUCAUUAUAUUAUAGAUUAGAAAACAAGUCCAGAGUAACAAAGAGGUUUUCCUAAGACUGGAGAUGAAAUUGUGGCUUAUUUAUCUAGUAUUUAUUACAUUAUGCUAUGUUUUAAAAUUAAAUUUGUAAUACUUGUGAAUUUUUGUGCUUUU